UCUCUAAAAUUUCUCCGAUUAGUUUUCUGGAUUUCACACGAGAGAAAAUGUGGGAGGGAAAGAGAGAGCACCCGAGGCUGAUUCUCCACGAUUUCAUCUCGCCGGAAGAGUGCAAGGAGCUCGAGUUCAUACACAAGAGCUGCUCUACUGUCGGGUACAGACCAAACGUCUUCUCCACCACUCUCUCUCACCUCGUCGCCACCAAUUCUCCUCACCUCCUCAUCCCUUUCGUCUCCCUUCGAGAGAGGUUGAAAGAGAAGAUUGAGGAAACGUUUGGGUGUGAGUUUGAGCUCUUCAUUGAGUUCACUGGCUUGGUUAGCUGGUGUAGAGGAGCUAGCAUUGGGUGGCACAGUGAUGAUAACAGACAAUAUCUAAAACAAAGAGACUUCUCGGCGGUUUGUUACUUGAAUAGCUACGGUAAAGACUUCAAAGGCGGUCUUUUUCGUUUUCAGAGUGGAGAACCAGCUACCAUAUCUCCCUCCGCUGGAGAUGUUAUCAUGUACACUGCCGAUGACCGGAACAUUCACUCUGUCGAUGAGGUAACAGAAGGGGAAAGAUUGACUCUUGCGAUGUGGUUUACCCGGGAUUCAUCUCACGACGAAGAUUCCAAGCUCGUUUCCCGUCUCCUCUCUCAAUGCGCAUCUCAUGAGUUUCUUCCCCUUCCUUUGCCUGCUUCCGCUAACAUGUACUGGUUCUGUCCUCCUCAUCAGCAUGCCAAUGGGUUUGAUAUCUGCGUUGCGAGGUUGCAUCUUCUUGGUUUCGACGUACAUAGCUUCUUACAAGGCGAUGAUCGUUCUCUAGAUGACUCUGAUCGACUCGUUGGUCCAAUACAAAUAGCUAAAGGAGGAGAGUUUCUCACCCGGGAGUUUACCAACGUUCUUCAUGCGCUUCAGGUUGUUCAGUUCUACCGUUGGAAAGCUUCCGAACUCAAAACCUCCAAGGUUGGAUAUGACGGUGUGGAAGAAGUGGUGGAAGCUAUGUCGCAAUCUCAGUUGGAAACUAUCAAUGCCAUGAAUGCAUUGUUCCUGAAAGAUAAGGGCCUUGUAACCACUACCCUUGGAUAUUUAUGCUCCAAUGGGGAAGAGAAGGAUUCACUUAACUUGACUGGUGUAUCAUCAGCGAUUACCUCUUGGGAAGAGUAUACUUGUAAGCUACUCAGGGAGCUAUUAUCAUCCUUGCCUCAGUGGGAAACGUAUCAGACUAUACACAAAGUCGAAUCCGGUUAGAAAUUUAUCUUUUGAGUUAGCGAUGAAUUGAGUAGUUGAUAGGUCUUGAUCUCUUGUCUGCAAAGCAUAGCUUCUCAAGUUCUCAGUUCCUCUUUGAUUGACCUGCCCUUUUUUGGUUCAAAUUAACAGAUAAUCAUAUUGUAAUCUUUUCCUUCAGGUUUUAUUCAGUGAUUAUUGUAUGAUAUAAAGUUGAAGCAUAGAGGGUAAAAUUUAUAAGUAAGAAGUUUGGUGACGACGAUA
Raphanus sativus (radish) is the source of this 1466-nucleotide messenger RNA. RefSeq lists its product as uncharacterized. Gene Ontology annotation, molecular function: oxidoreductase activity, acting on paired donors, with incorporation or reduction of molecular oxygen; L-ascorbic acid binding; iron ion binding. Bases 48 to 1226 code for a protein of 392 amino acids. The record is from RefSeq and is a predicted model, not a curated record. The transcript has 5 exons. NCBI's taxonomy places the organism in Eukaryota, Viridiplantae, Streptophyta, Magnoliopsida, Brassicales, Brassicaceae. Gene Ontology annotation, biological process: collagen metabolic process.